This is a messenger RNA of Mycena citricolor, 3337 nucleotides long. Lineage: Eukaryota; Fungi; Basidiomycota; Agaricomycetes; Agaricales; Mycenaceae. The record is from the annotation of a GenBank genome assembly.
CACGCACCUUCGCUCUAGUCCACCGUCAUCCAUCUUCCUCUCGUCGUCGGCUACGUCUAAACAUCAUGGCGCGUAAUCAAGAGAAAGCCCAGUCCAUGCUCUACCGCUUCCGAGAAGCGCAAGCGGCAGAGCUUGGUCUAGGUACCCGAGCUGACCGCCGACCCAAGAUGGCCAGUGCCUGUAAAAACAUGCGCGAGUGUGAGAGGUGGCGUGGUGAGCUCCUCAGGGAGAUUAGUCGCAAGGUCGCGAAGAUCCAAGAUGCUGGUCUUGGUGACUACGAACUCCGUGAUCUCAACGAUGAGAUCAACAAACUCAUGCGAGAGAAACGGCAUUGGGAGAACCAGAUCGUGGCAUUGGGUGGAGCGAAUUACAAGCGUAAUGUAGCGAUGCUGGAUGACGACGGGAAAGAGGUCCCUGGGACGAAGGGAUACAAAUACUUCGGUCGCGCGAAAGAACUACCAGGUGUACGGGAACUUUUCCAGGGUCGUAAGAAGGAAGAGGAAGAAGACAACCUGGCGAUGGCGCAUUACCAGAAGUUCACGAAGCAGGGGCCUUCAUACUACGGCGAUCUUGACGAGAACGAUGGAACGCUGCUGGAGUAUGAGCGUGAGGCUGAAGCAGAAGAAUGGGAAGAAGCGGCUUCCAAUCUGCGUGAAGCACUCGAUCUUCCCCAAGACGCUGCCAUUCCAGGAAUUCCACCGUCAACUUCUCCGGCGAACCCUGAUGUCGAAAUGCCAGCCUCGACAGUCGAAGCUGACCAAACCUUGGCACACGCGAAGAUGCUCGUUUCCUACAUGCCCUUCCUCAAGCCCGAAAUGUUACUUGCACCGAAAUUGCCAACACCGAAGGAGGUCGAGUCGGUGUUACUUGUCCUGCAGAAGCAAGCUCUCGUCGAGGAGUACUUUGGCGCGACUGAUGGAGCAAUCCCAGCAGCAGCUUGAUCUUUACUCUGCUUCCCUGUGUAUGCAUUAUUCCGGCAUCCCCAUCCGGAGGAGGGUCUCCUACGCGCGUACUUAUGACCGUCCGCAUGAGAUUUCUGCACUGUGCGGAUCGCAGAACACGGUACCCGGAUGCCUAGGCUUCUACUGUGACAGUGCUGCUCUGUGUCGAAGCAUCUAGACCAUUGAGAACGCUUGCGAAGCAUAGCCAAUAGAAAAGACUUAUCUCGCUUAUUUCAUUUUGUCUGGUGACCAGUAUGCAACCUGGUUUUGUUUCCCAUUACGCCGUCCUCGAUUGCAGACUCACUCAUGCUUGCGGUCUCGGACGGGAUGAAGCAUAACCGACACACUUUAAAAUGUAGAUGUGUUGACUAGAGACUAGCAGCUCGUCGUGUCCCAGCUUCGCAGUUUUGACUGCAGAUCGUCUCUUGCGCUUCCUCUCAAGAACAAGCCAUCUCUUUGCGAGGAUGUGCCAACGCAUUGUGCACUCGCUGGACAAGAUGUGGAACGCUGGUCAGCAUUUUGAACGUCAACUGGUGACCGCCCUGCUCGACUGCAGAUCAAAUCACUGCGAGCACUCUGUGUACCAUCCCGAGUGGUGUGAGCGCAACAGGUGCUCACGUAAGUUCGGACCGGAAAUCCACAGGGACGUGCGACGGAUAAACGCGUUCUGCCACGAUUGUCAGGAAUCUAUCCGACGCGCUAUUCGAGACCGGGAACGCCGAGGCCCGAUCUAUGUGUACGUUCCAAAUACCCUCUAUGAAGAGAGCGACAACGAAAUCGAGGGGUGCGGGUGUUGUUCGGGAUUUGAAUCCGAGGAAGAUGGGCCUGACGACUCAGUUACCUCUGAGCCGGAGGCAGAGGUAGAAGCCAAUGCCUUGUGCUCGAACAACGGGGGAUCGUGCGAGAGGAGGGGUGAUAAGGCAUUGGGCAGAGCCGGAGAUGUCAUCAUUGAGGAAGUAGAUUGAUUUUAGUUUCCUGAAGUUAUCGAAGGAGCGCACAGAUUCUUCGUCACAAGAGUUUGCAUAACAUGAGAGGAGCACGCCAAGGGCAGGUGCAGCGGGUCAGAAGUGAUCCGUUGAACAGUGAUCGACGCACUCUUGAUCCAAACCUGAACCCCCACAAUCCUCGUCCUCCGAUUACCUGUUUCCCGCCCGGGCGAGACAGUAUAAACCUAGUACAUAACCUCGCUGGACCGUUAGGAUGUACUCGCGUUUCGGCAAGCCAUGGUGGAUCCUCAUUUGCGGCCUCGUCUUGAUUUUGCUCUUCACUUUCCGAAUGGGCGAAAUGAGACCGAGCAUACCUCGCCGGCUCUACUCAAACAUGAACUCACCAUUUCACAGAGGAAGAAGAGUUUAUCUGAAUGCCGCCGGGCUCGGCGGUGAGGGCCUCGGGGUGCGUGAAAGCCGUCGGUCACAGUUCCUGCAACUGACGAACAGCAUCGAGUCGGCGAUGCAUCACUUCAAACAGAGCGUGAUCUUCGCUGAGGCGUUGGACUCGGAGUUUAUCCUCGCCAAUGAGUAUGACUCUGAAUUCCGGUAUUCGUUGUCGAAGAUCUUGAACGGCCCCGUGUUUGAUAACCAGUUCCUCGAUUAUGAUCUGCGCAAUUCCUGCCGCGUGAACGACUUCAUAAAGGACCACGAGAGAGAGAAGCUCGCACAUGGCAUCUGUGAGGGCGCGGAAUGGGCGUCCGAGCGGCUCGAAGAACUGACGAGCGAAAUGAUGGCAUGCACAAACAUCCUCGAUACAUUUAGCCACGAGAUUACGCAAGACCUCAACGGCUGCAUCACACCUUGGUUCCGCUCGCGUUUGCUUCCCGCUCCAUCCCCAACGCACACGCUUCCCCUCCUGACCUAUCCUCCACAACGCCCGAUCCGCAUCGGAGUCCACAUCCGCUGGGGAGACACUUCUAAGACCUUUUCAUCUACAUCCGAGUUGCUCUCGCAUGAGUUCUAUGGCUCGUUCGCCAUGCCCAAUCUGAUCACGGCUCUUAACGAUCUGCGCGAGCUGGCCGGCCCAGCCGGGAUACACGUCCAAGUGGCGAUGGAGAAUGCCGAACAGCGGGUUCUGGACAGUCUCCCUCUGCACACGUCGGAGCUUACGGUCCUGGACUCCCGGGCCGAUGACGAUCUGGAUGACCUGAGAAAGCUGAGCGAGAGCGAUGUCUUGCUCGUGGGCGAGUCAAGUUGGGCGGUGAUGGUGCACAUGCUGGCUCCACCGGGACUCACCAUUGUUCAGGACGGAGGACUGGGCAAGUACAGCAACACUACAGGCUUUGGGAGAGAUGUCAUAUUUUGGAAAGAAUACUCGAUUGAGAAAGUCCGUCAUGGUUUGUUUAAAUAGCUAGAAACAAGAUAUUUGAGAUGGUUAUGUCCAUGCUAGCGAGGGAUUCAAUUGGA